Messenger RNA from Cladophialophora immunda, 2122 nucleotides. RefSeq lists its product as uncharacterized. The transcript has a single exon. The coding region runs from base 36 to 2066 and encodes 676 amino acids. The record is from RefSeq and is a predicted model, not a curated record. Lineage: Eukaryota; Fungi; Ascomycota; Eurotiomycetes; Chaetothyriales; Herpotrichiellaceae.
AGUAAGUGUUCAAGCAACCUCCUUCGAAGAGAAUCAUGGCUUCAAAUGUGACAAGAAUGCUCCCUGUAGGCGCCAGUGAAAUCAGAUAUGUGCAGGUCGCUACAAAACACGACAAAACCAGCUACCGAUACACCGAAGAGCACUCGCGGAAUUCUGCUCCUCCUCUCAAAAUUGCCAAAUGGUGUGGUGUUGGGAGAAAUGGGCCUCAGCAAAACCCAGUUUGGAAGCGAAAAUUGAGAGGGACCUUCCGAGAAUGGUGGCAAGAAAUCAUUGCACUCCAUGUUUGUCUACUGGCCUUGUGUGCCAUCGUCCUAGUCCUAUACCCGAACCAGGACAAACCUCUCCCCAAAAUCCCGUUCAAAAUCUCAAUCAACACAUUGCUUUCAAUCCUCUCCAGUGUGAUAAAGGCAGCCAUAACCUUUGUCCUCGCUUCGGGUCUUGGACAGUCAAAAUGGUCGUGGCUAUCCUCGGACCAACCUCUCAUGCAUCUUGCGAAAUAUGACGCGGCCAGCCGCGGCGCCCUUGGUUCCCUCACAUUGCUCAAGACAACAAGUUUCCGACAUCUGUUGGCAUCUCUGGGUGCUGUUAUCAUGAUAUUGGUGCUAGCUGUGGAUCCUGUUACACAAGAUAUUAUUCACUUUGUCGACUGCAGUACGUCCGUCCAAGGGGCGGUUGCAACAAUACCUCGAACAAACUACUUCGACUGGGGUCCUCUUCAGACGCCUCUAAUCCCACUCUCAGACUCGGUACCUGUGGGCAUACAGUCCGCCAUUAAUAGUGGUUUCUUUGCUCCAGGCGUCGAGGUCGACUUUACUUGCUCGACAGGCAAUUGCAGUUUCCCCACCGAGUAUAGCACCCUUGGAUACUGCAGCAAAUGCCAGGAUAUAUCAGAUCAAAUCAAAGUGGUGGACGACAAUGCUCAUGGCUCAAUAUUGUCGUCCCUACCUUCGGGACUUACUGUGAACUUUACAAGUGGCGAUAACGUGACGCUAAGCAAAAUGUGGACCUUUGAAGACAGUUCAGGAUAUCAUAUCCAAACCUUAGUAGGGUCAUACCCUUUAGCCGGCUUGGAAUAUACUGGAGAUCCAUUGUCAUCUCCAGCAUGUCAAAAUGCAUCAGAAAAGGCUAAGGCAAGCUGUGGAGGGCGUUUGGCCGUCAGUUGCACAAUGUACCAAUGUGUACAGUCGUUCAAUGCAGUCAUAUCAGCGGGCAGACUUUCCGAGGUUCCUACAGAUGUCACUGGGCCUUCUCUGAACUGGACGCAAGACAGCUAUUUUGACACUUCCAGCAUUCUUGACACCAAAUGCCUCUCACAGAACGAGUCUCGUCAGCUCGCGGCCCUAGGCUAUCGGAUCGAUCCGGCGAGCCGUUGGCUUCCUUAUGACAUGACGUUCAAUCCAGAUAUGGACUACAUUCAGUACUCUACCUUUCCGGAGUCCUUGCUGGGCCACAACUGUCUCUAUAUUUUCACCUUGGGAUUUCCCACGGGUCUACAAAAAUACCUCUCCAAGUUCUUCUCCGGAACCUUGACUGGCGAACUGAACGGUGAUGGUAAUCUAGUGGGCUUUGACGGACCACAAGUUUUGCAAGCAGUGUACAACUUUGGUGAUAUGACUGUUGAUUCCGUGGAUUCUAUGUUCCAAAACGCCGCCAAGUCUUUGACUACGUACAUACGCCAGAAUGGGGCCUCGGCCAACAGUGCUCCCGUCACCGGGCAGGUUCUACACUAUGCCACCUGUUUGGGAGUGAAAUGGCCACUGCUUUCUUUUCCGGCAGCCCUCGUUGUUCUCACCCUCGCCUUCUUCAUCGCCGUGCUGGUAACCACAAAGGACUUUGACGUAUGGAAAUCGUCUCCCCUUGCGCUCAUCUUCCAUGGCCUCUAUGCUCCAAGCCCUGAGCUAAGAGACCAAGACGCCAGGGGAGGAGAUGUGCUAGCGACUGUGGGACAGAUGGAACAAGUUUCAAAGAGUUUAUCAGUCAAGCUCGAGCAAAACAGCAACGGUUUCGUACAGCUGGUGAAUACUAGGCGGAUUCCUUCCUCUGUCGAAAUGGUCCACCAGGACUGAGCUUCGUGCUUUUAUUGCAGAAACAUUCAAAUAUAUUUAAUUAUUUUUGUUUGUCA